Myxocyprinus asiaticus (Chinese sucker) is the source of this 3651-nucleotide messenger RNA. RefSeq names its product pre-B-cell leukemia transcription factor-interacting protein 1-like. The record is from RefSeq and is a predicted model, not a curated record. The coding region runs from base 836 to 3142 and encodes 768 amino acids. The transcript is spliced from 11 exons. NCBI's taxonomy places the organism in Eukaryota, Metazoa, Chordata, Actinopteri, Cypriniformes, Catostomidae.
UCCAGAAGAGCAUGGCAACUUUCCCCAGGCCACGUUAUACGAUUAAAGAGUGGCUCAAAAAAUGCAAUUGGAAUCAGGAAGGCAAAAGGGUCUUAUAAGAGGGCUGGGGGUCCUCAAAGUCACAGGGCCCUGUUGAGGAGCCCUUGUAUAAGCUGUGGGGCCCAUAUAUUUAAGCAUAUACAAACAUUUUUUUCAAAGUUGAUGGGCCGCAAGACCUUGCAGCCCAGGAAAGGCACCAAAAGUUUCCAACUAGGGCCUAAAAUUGAUCAGUGCCUAUUCUCUUCAGUCCAAUAUAGACUUUAUAGUGAAUUAAUAACAAAAGAACAUGUUGCAACAUAAGGGCAAUGUUUAUUUAGGAAAGUCCAGCUGUAGCAGACAGGCUUUUGGGAAGUCCCAACAGAUUUAGCUCUUUAUGUUGGGCAGACGUGUCAAUAAGCUGCUGGAGGAGAACAUGCCCUGUCCCUAUAUAUAGUCCAUAUACAAGUCUUCGCUUUCCUCAAGUCAAUGAGUCAAGGCUGUUCAGAGGGAACACUUCACGUGUAGAUUGACACUCUCACCUGCGAUGGUCAGUCAAAGCUGAAAUGAGCCGUCUGGGCGACACGACUCUCUAUUCCCAUUGGAUGCCGAAUGUUUGAGCGGAUCGGAGCGUUGCGCGUGGCCCAUUGGAGAGAAGAGCGCAACCAAACCAGAAACGCGAAACUCGGAAUUCUAUAAGUUGCGAAGUUCGCAAGACCGAGGCCGAAAGGAUCGUAAAAAGCACGGACGUAAUAAAGCGUGCGCAUCUCAACCGAGGCCGACUAAAGCACGGUGCUGUGCAGAGCCACAAGGGAUUGCAAUGUCUGAUAACAGCACCGGCAGCACUGGGUCAUCCAGUAACAGUUGGUCUCUGCUCUCCCCGGAGGAGGUUGCUGAAGACCCUGCUGCACCAGUGGACGAUGGAACAGAAAGUCUGGGAGAUGCACCCAGUAUUUCCGAGGAAAUAGCAGGAAGCUCUGUAGAGGUGAGGUUGCAUGACCCUCAAACUCAAUUGGCGGAGACCAUAUUGUCAGAGGAGGGUCGACAGGUCAGUGCAUCACUGCCGAUUUGCCAGGAAACAGCCCCCGAAUUCUUCAAAGAGAUGGCAGCAACUGACCUCGCUGGGUUUGAACUCGAUCCUGACAUCCAUGCUCCGAUCAUCCAUGACACUAUCACCAGUUCUCCCCCCGACAGUGACCUUUUGGGUGCUGUUCCCUUCAGCAUCGCUUCAGAACCAGCAUUCCAAUUUUCAGAGGAGUCAGCCCAUGAUGAACCCACUGAAGAGGACAUUACUGAUGUCUUUCCCAGCCAGCAUGUUCCCAUUCAAGAAGGCCCCACCCCUGAACCAGAGCCCAAAAUCACAUCCACUCCAGUACCAUUCAGAGAACUAAGCCCCUCCCAGGAUGUCCCUGUCUCUGAACCUACCGUAGACAUAAGCCCCACCCCUGAAAUCAUUGAUUUGUCUGCAAUCCCCAUACUUGACAUUCAAGCUGAAGUACAUGCCUCCCCUGAAAGCCCACCUCUGGCUGAUACAGGAUUUGGUUCCACAGCAGAAAGCCCCGCCCCUGCCAGCCCUUAUCCAGAAACCAUUGGCUCGGCUGAAACUGAGGAGGAGCCUUCCAUAGAGAAAGAGGAAAUGGAGCUGCCAGAGAAAAUUCCUGAUGUUUUGAGAGAGCCAGAAUCUCUUGGUGCUGAAAUUCCAGUGGGCAGCUCAGUAGAAGAUGAUGGUCUAAGGCUCAGACACGUGCAGCCCACCAUAGUGCUCAAGAGAAGCUCUGAUGAGGAGGACGACGAAGAAGAGGAGUUUAACCUGCCUGAGAAAAAAGAGGAGAAACCAGGUUUCUCUUUGAACCAACUGAUAGUUGGAGCAUUAGUGCUGCUCUGUCUUGGAUCCUUCUUUUUCUCCGGUUCUGUGGUUGACCAGUCUGGCGAUGAUUUUGAUGGUUCAGAAUUAAGUGACCAGGAACUCCUGGAUAAAUUUGCCCAAGAGAAUAAACAAAUUAAUAUAUUGGAGGCCCAGAUAGAGUCGCAGAAAAAUGAGCUGGACAUUGCUUUGAAAAUGGCUGCAGAUGCGCAUAGCACUGAGAAAGGUGUACUUGAAAAUGAGAACACUAAAUUAAAAGAACAACUGUCUGAACUGCCCGGCCUGAAAGAAGAACUACAUACACUGAGAGCACGAGUUGCUGAACUCGCCAAACUUACAGUUGCAGAAGAACUCCCACAACAACCUUCUACCGGCAAGUCUAGUCCAGCAGGAACUGAGAAACACUUGGAUAAAAAUGAAGAACUCAAAAGGCAGAAGGUUCUGUUGGAGGAAAGUGGGAAGAGGCUGCAGGGAAUGAAGAAACAGGACUGGAACAAGCAGGGUUUGAGGGAGAGUUUGGUGGAAAUGCAGAAGAGGCUCUCAAAACAGGUGGACCAGUUGGGUAAGAGGGAAGAAUGGAAGAGGAAACACCAAGAGUACAAAGAAGAGAAGAAGGAAUGGGGAAAAAAGAAGGAACAUGACAGUCGAUGGAAAGAGGAGAUGGAAAGAGGGAAAGAGUGGAAGCAUGGUAAAGACAAAAAGAAUAUUGACUACAAACGCAAAGAGCAUCUCAAAAAGUACAAAGAAGAGUGGGACCAUAAGAAGGAUGAGAGAAGGAUGGAGAGAGAAAGGAGACAGAGGGAUAGACCUUGGCAGGGUAAAGCUUCCAAACAUCAGCACCAACAUCAUCACCAUGAGCAGGCAGACUUUUGGAAACACCAGGAGGAGAAACUCAGGAGGAACCGACAUCCUGCCGAGGGUUGUCGUGGUGUGGAUAACUGUGCCGACAUAGAGGGACUUGUUCCUGUCAAGCUUGCAGAGUUUCAGGACCUUCUUGAGGUCUACCUAAGCAAACUUGAAGGUGUUCCUCAAGAAAACAAGGAAGCUCUUAGUCGCCUCACAGCCCAGUUCUUCAAUGGUGGCGUUUUUGCCCAUGACCGAAUGCUCUUCAGCAAGUUUGCAGAGGAUGUCGCAGAUAUCUUGGAAGAUCUGGCAGAUGCUUUAGAAAGUGAGCAGCACGGGAAGCACAAUGAUUCCCAUGAAGAAGAGAUGGAGGAAUUUGAGAAGGAGGCACUGUUGAGGUUUUCCACCACUGUGGCAUAAUGUCAGUGCUGCCCAAAACAGAAACUGGGUGGAAAGAUUGGAAAAAUUCACCAUGUGUAGGAAAUUAUGGAAAAAGCAAAACACAAUGGUUGAGAAAUCAUCUCUCCAAACAGCUGUUUCUUACCCGAAUUUAGAUGUAGUUCAGUGCCUAGUGUAAGGAGUUUCUCUCUUUGGAUUCUUGUCAUUAGUGAAGUCCCACCCCGGCGUUGAAUGUUUUGUUGUAAGCUACCUCUGUUUGUCCUGUUCUUCAAUGCCAGACUCUUUGGCUCUUGCUUGCUGUGUAAAGUGUCAAUCAUCUUAAGCAUUAUGUGUUGCCACAUGUAUGAAAUUGCUUUACAUACAGAAGUAUCAAUCAAUACGUGUGGGGUUCUAAACAAGAUUGACCUAGUGAGUGCAAUGAGAACUGUAGAAUGUUUUCUAUCAAAAAUAUGUAAUAUUGAAUGUCAGAACUGAGAAUUGUAUGUAGAAAGUUGCUUUUUAUUUUAGCUAUUAAAGUUUUUUGGCCCUCA